Messenger RNA from Entrophospora candida, 1449 nucleotides. Lineage: Eukaryota; Fungi; Glomeromycota; Glomeromycetes; Entrophosporales; Entrophosporaceae. The record is from the annotation of a GenBank genome assembly.
AUGUCGCUAAAAAAGGGCAAAAAGGUGCCGUCUGUGAUACGUGAUUAUUUUCCUGCAAACUCAAUGAUGAAGCCUGCUUUGAAUCUUCUCAAUUUCAUUCUGGGAAUUGAAUUUUCAAAUAGAAAAAUCUUACUAUUGGGAUCUGGGUUCGUUGCUGGACCAGCAGUUGAAUAUAUCCUGAGAAGACCAGAAAAUAAAUUAACCAUUGCUUGUAGACGUAUAACUAAUGCUCAAUCACUGUGUCAAAAGUUUUCUCGUGCAACUCCUGUAUCGCUUGAUGUGACAGAUGAAAAGGCUCUUGGUGAAAUUGUUUCUAGUCAUGACUUGAUAAUCAGUUUGAUACCUUAUCAAUAUCAUCCUUUGGUGAUUAAAUCUGCUAUAAAACAUAAGAAACAUGUGGUAACCACUAGCUAUGUGUCACCAGCUAUGAAAGAAUUUGAUGCAGAAGCCAAGAAAAAUGGGAUUAUAGUCAUGAAUGAAAUUGGUCUUGAUCCUGGAAUUGAUCAUCUUUAUGCCGUAAAAACUAUCAAUGAAGUUCAUGAAAUUUUAUCAUUCAUUUCAUAUUGUGGUGGACUUCCAGCUCCAGAAGCUUCAAAUAAUCCUCUUGGUUAUAAAUUUAGUUGGUUUGCUCGUGGUGUUCUAUUGGCAUUAAGAAGUGCAGCUAAAUAUUAUCAAGAUGGAAAAGUUGUAGAAAUUCCAGGAAAUAAACUUAUGGAAUCAGCAAAACCAUAUCUAAUUUAUCCAGCAUUUGCAUUUCUCUGUUAUCCCAAUCGUGAUUCUACACCUUUUAGAGAAUUUUAUAAAAUCCCUGAAGCAAAAACAAUUUUACGUGGUACCUUACGUUACCAGGGUUUUACCAAUUUUGCUAAAGUUUUACUUGAUAUUGGAAUGUUUGAUGAUUCUGAAAAAGAUUAUUUGCUUCCCAGUUCACCAGAUAUUACAUGGAGAGAUGUUUUGGCUAAAGUUCUUUGCGUAUCUAGUAAUUCUGAACAUGAUAUUCGUGAUAAAAUUAAAUCUAAAGUCAAAGACCUAUCAAAUGAAGAAGUUGAACGAAUUCUAUCAGGUUUUAAAUGGUUGGGGUUGUUUUCUGAUGCAAACGUUGAUCGCAAAUCCAAUUUAAUCGAUACACUUUGUGCAACUUUGGAAGCAAAACUGAAAUAUGCAGAGGGUGAAAGAGACAUGGUUAUUCUACAACAUAAAUUCGAGAUUGAGUGGAAAGAUGGUAAAAAGGAAACACGGACUUCAACUUUAUUAGAAUAUGGUAAACCAUGUGGUCCAUCUGCGAUGGCUACUACUGUAGGCCUUCCUUGUGGAAUUGCAACUCAGUUGAUAUUAGAUGGCAUCAUAAAAAAGCCUGGUGUCUUGGCUCCAUAUACGCCAGAAAUUAACAAUCCAAUAAUAGAGGCUUUAGAAAAAGAAGGAAUCAAAGUCAUUGAAGAAACAUUAUAA